AUGUUCAUUCUGCAAACUACUACAGCGGUGCUGAUUGCGUUUCUGGCCGUGCUCGCCUACAACGAGGUCCAGAACCGUCUGGCAAAGGGUCGGCCGAGAAGAAAGGAUCUAGAAUCACCUGGAAGCCCGAAAAUAUCAGCUUCCGACGAUGUCAAGCCUGCGAUCAUUGAAGAUGGUCGUGGUGUGUCUGUCGCUCCUGUGAGAGACGAGGGGGUCGACAGGGAGAUGGAAACCCACAAGUUACUUUACUACAAGCUCCAUAAUCUCGAACGCUACCCAGAAGUCUUGACCGAUAGCCGUGAACUCUUACUCUCGUUGUUCUCGUCUACGCUUGCAGAUGCCUUGGGUGAACCAGAGAGUGGUAUACUUACCGUCAAAGAGUUCACUCGGAAAGGUCUCGACGAUUUCCUCAAAGCCAAAGAUGCCGAUGUAACGAACCGCUGGGAAGAGUAUCUCAAUCGCCGAAAAGCUGGAGGAGCCCGCGAGAUGUUUGGAAAUAAAGAAGAAGCCAGAUGGUGGCUCAAGCAAGCUGCACCAGUCAAAUACGUCGAUGGCGCUUGGCUGGGACACAUCAACAAGAUCAGUACACCCUUCAAGCACCGCCACAUCACCAAGAAUGCCUGGCAAGUCAUGUCAGAAGAGCUUGGAGAUGGCGAUCUGGCAAAAAAUCACAUCCAUGUGUACCGCGAUCUGAUGGACGAUAUCGAGGCUAGAUUACCUAGUGCAGACUCGGCGGACUUCAUUCAUCCUCGCCAUGGGCUCAAUGAAGCACGUUGUUGGAAAGCCGCAAUUGCACAGCUUACCAUCUCCCUAUUUCCACAUGACUUCCUUCCCGAAGCUUUGGGAUUCAACAUGGCGUAUGAGAGUCUACCGCUCCAUUUGCUCAAGACUGUGAAAGAGCUACGCGAGCUACGGCUGAACCCUUACUACUUUGAGCUUCACAUUUCCAUCGAUAAUGCAGACUCUGGUCAUGCUGCCAUGGCUAUGAGCGCAGUUGCAGACUACAUGGACAUGGUCAUCGACCAAGAAGGCGAGGAAGCUGCGCAUUCUGCCUGGAGACGAGUGCAAGCUGGAUACAUUCUUGCCGAAGGCCUACCUACCACGCCAGAAUCGCCUUCGCUUAAGAAAGCUCCCGAACGGCCGUUUCCUCGUAAUGAAGUUGAAGAAGCACUGCUCGAGAUCUUUGCUGCCAAGAGCUUUGUCGCCCACAAGAUCCACUGCAAUAGCCGCUUGAAGAUUGGCCGUCGUUCGCUCGUAGAUUGGCUGGAACCAAAUGCAUUCAAGCAUCGCCAUUGGCAGAAAGACUUCCUACAUGAUCUCGGAAACUGCAAACCCUGGGUCAUCAAAGGAGAUAGCACAAGAAGUCGACUCGUCAAAGAGCUGUCGUGGGAAGGCAAGAUGUUUGGCAGUUUUACAGAGAAAGAGGUUGAAGUUGUAAAAGCAUGGAUUGAUGACCUUGGUGUACCUAUCACAAAGGCCACUCCAGAUCUGAACGUUUACUUUGACUUCACAGGCAGAUCACCAACACUAUCGUCUGUCACACCUUGGACAGAUCAAGAUAUCCUGAUCCACUACCCCGUCCUCACCACGCUACCAUUGCCCACUGUUCUCACCAUCGACACUGAAACGACAUGCCCAGCACUCGACCUCAGCAAAAUAAACAUCUGCAACUUCCUCCCCAUAUGGUUCGCUUCAUGCGCACUGCUCGAAUCCCUCCCUUCCGUACCCGUCCGCGCAUCCAACCCUUUCGGCUCUGCACUCAUCCGCGUCCUCCGUGCUCAAACCGGCUUCGACACCGAAGGCCUAGGCGUCGCAGGCAUGGACGAGGUGCGCCGCACGGAAAACGGUCAGGCAAUUGGCAUCCUUGAACUCGGAAUAGCCAUGUGUCGUCGUGCAGGCCUGUCUGAACCUUCAAACUUGAAAGAAGCCGUCGCUCUGGGCAGCCCAAACUCGAUUGCUAUUGCAGAGUGGAUGCUUCAUACGAGUAUGGAGUGGUUGGCAAACUGCGAUCUACUCGUAGGCCUGGCUUGGGCUUUUAUGGAGCUGCAUGAGGCGGUUGCCAAGUGGGAUGCGGAUGAUGCGGGUUUGGAUUCGAAGGGGAGGCUGGUGCUGGAGAAGAUUGCGGGUAGGGAACGGGCUGGGCUUGCGAUUUGUAAGCGUGAUAUUGAGCAUGACGAACAACGUCGGGAACAUUUUGCGAGGGGUGUUUCGAUUGCGAAGGCUGCAUUUGUGACAUUGUGUCAAGACGACAUUGACUAA
This is a messenger RNA of Plenodomus lingam JN3, 2259 nucleotides long. RefSeq lists its product as uncharacterized. NCBI's taxonomy places the organism in Eukaryota, Fungi, Ascomycota, Dothideomycetes, Pleosporales, Leptosphaeriaceae. The record is from RefSeq and is a predicted model, not a curated record.